Messenger RNA from Echinostoma caproni, 453 nucleotides. Lineage: Eukaryota; Metazoa; Platyhelminthes; Trematoda; Plagiorchiida; Echinostomatidae. The record is from the annotation of a GenBank genome assembly.
AUGGAGCACCAUUUGGGCAAUUUGGCCUAUCGGAACUAUUUGUCAGAACAGACCAAGGCAAACAAUUUGGCUCGUUCCUCUCAGCAUCACACAACCAGCCCCACUGGCGGCACAGUGAAUUCUAUCGAGCAUUCCAACAGCACCAGUCCUAUCAGCAAUUCUGCGCAUAAUUACAACGGGACAAGGAUCAAUGGAACUGCCGACGAGUCAGAUAAACCGAUCACAAUGUUAAAUGGCAAUGGGGAUUUGAAAUUACCACAGAAAAAAGUCAAAAACGGACCUCUGUCCAUACCGACUUCACCACCGACGGGCAAAUAUACUGCACCCGAGCCUCAGCUCACAUCUCGUGUGGGAAAAUACACGAUUGUGCGUACAGUUGGCCGAGGAAAUUUUGCCCAAGUCAAAUUAGCCAUCCAUGUGACCACUGGACGUGAGGUAAGCGUUCGUACGUGA